Messenger RNA from Lotus japonicus, 1336 nucleotides. Its product is annotated as E3 ubiquitin-protein ligase CIP8. The transcript has a single exon. The record is from RefSeq and is a predicted model, not a curated record. Bases 85 to 1074 code for a protein of 329 amino acids. Gene Ontology annotation, biological process: protein ubiquitination. NCBI's taxonomy places the organism in Eukaryota, Viridiplantae, Streptophyta, Magnoliopsida, Fabales, Fabaceae. Gene Ontology annotation, cellular component: cytoplasm. Gene Ontology annotation, molecular function: ubiquitin protein ligase activity.
UGCAUAUUGUGUAUCCCACCACAAACCCAAGCGAACAACAACAACCACUCUUCUCCCCUUUCCUUCCAUCUCCGCCGUACCACCAUGUCGGAAGCACCGUCUCAGCCACCGGCUCCGUCAACGGAGACGCCGCCGUACUGGUGCUACCACUGCGAGAAGCGCGUCUCCAUCGAAACACUCCCCAACCUCCCCGACGUCAUCUGCGGCGAGUGCAAGAACGGAUUCGUGGAAUCCGUUCCCGCACCCUCUCGACGCUCUCCCUCUCCUCCGCCUGACUUCGGCAACCACUUCCUCCAAGUCCUCCGCCUUAUCGCUCAGUCGGCGCGUGAAGACAACGACAACGAAAACGACGACGAUGCUUCUCCUCCGCCGCCUCCAAACCGUUCGCCGGAGAAUGAUUUCCUCAGGAUCCAGCUCGGCGGCUGGGACAACGACGAGGAUGAAGACGAAGACGAGGGAGACAACGACGGCGAGGAGCACGAAGGCGCUGUGGAGGAGCAGGUGGAUCGAUCCGGCAACGAGGAAGAUGAAGAUCUGAGGCGGAGGAGGCGCGAGCUGCUGCGGCUUCGAAUUAGGGAUUUGGCGACCCGAACCCGAAGCAUGCGGAACCGGAUCUUGGAUUGGGCUGACAUUCUGAUGGGAAUGGAAGACAACUCCAUAGAGUUUCGCCUCCAGGUACCGGAAUCGGACCGGUACGUCGGGAACCCGGAGGAUUACGUGGACGCGACGGAGUACGAGGCGUUGAUGCAGAUACUGGCGGAGAGCGACGGAGGUGGGAGGAAGGGAGCUCCGCCGGCGUCGAAGGCGGCGGUGGAAGCUCUGCCGACGGUGAAGAUCAUGUCGGAGAGUGAUACUGUGGCGUGUGCUAUUUGUAAGGACUUGAUGGGUGUUGGAGAAUCAGCUAAGAGGUUACCGUGUGGGCAUCAGUACCAUGGAGAUUGCAUUGUUCCAUGGCUGAGUUCUAGAAAUUCUUGCCCUGUUUGCAGGUUUCAGCUUCCAACGGAUGACAAGGAGUUUGAGGAAGAGAGAGCUUCGGGUUCCGGUUCGGGUCGGGGUGGAGCUGCCACUACUUGAUUGAGUCCCAAUAACUUGGUAUGUUCUGUAAUUGUUGUAAUAUAUUUGUUGUUUCUAUCUUCUGUUAUGGAACUAUUAGUGGAUUUUUAUCGAGUUUGCUCCAUGUUAUUUAUUCGAAGCUUUUGCGUAGUUGGCUUCUUAGCUCUUAGAUGCUAAGAUACUUGUAUAUAGCAUUUGGAUCAAUGUGAUCACGCUUCUUACCUCACAAUGGGAUUUGAUGUUUCUUCCCAAAUGUUAUUUGGUUGUGGAUAUUUGUUUUGUA